GGCCUUCUAGCCUUUCAAGUUACUUCAGUUACAAACUUACAAACCCCGCCGUGGAAGAGUUGUAUUAGACGAGCAGAACUCAGAGCUGGUUUUUAUCAGGAAAUCUCCGAUCCGAUCCACCAAGAGCCGAGUCUCCCACCCCAGUGAAUUCCCAGGGAUUAUAUAUUGAAACUACUACAGGAUAUCGGAGAUUGAAAUGGAUACAGGAAAAGCUCAGAAGAUCGAAUCAGGUCACAAUGACUCAGUUCAAGAUGUAUCCAUGGAUUACUAUGGAAAGCGUGUGGCAACUGCUUCAUCUGAUACCACUAUCAAAAUAACUGCUGUAAGCAAUAACUUGCCUUCGCAGCACCUUUCAACUUUGAGCGGUCAUCGAGGCCCUGUUUGGCAGGUUGCUUGGGCUCACCCCAAGUUUGGUUCAAUCCUUGCUUCUUGUUCUUAUGAUGGCACAGUGAUGAUUUGGAAGGAAGGUAAACAAAAUGAAUGGACACAGGCUCAUAUUUUCGCAGACCAUAGAUCAUCUGUCAAUUCUAUUUCUUGGGCACCUCACGAAAUUGGUCUAUGCUUGGCUUGUGGAUCCUCGGAUGGCAACAUCUCAAUUUUCACAGCAAGAUCCGACGGUGGUUGGGACACAGCCACGAUUGACCAAGCCCAUCCAGUUGGAGUGUCCUCCGUUUCGUGGGCCUCUUCCACAGCUACUGGACCUCUAGUUGGAUCCGGAAUGCUGGAUUCCGUUCAAAAGCUGGUUUCUGGUGGUUUCGAUAGUACUGUGAAGGUUUGGAAGCUAGUUGAUGGGAAUUGGAAGAUGGAUUUCCCUGCACUGCUUAUGCACACUGAUAUGGUGAGGGAUGUGGCUUGGGCCCCCAACUUGGGCCUUUCAAAGUCUACUAUUGCAAGCGCUUCACAGGAUGGGACUGUAGUCAUAUGGACUGAGGCAAAAGAAGGCAAUCAAUGGGAAGGUAAAGUGUUGAAGGACUUCAAGACCCCUGUUUGGAGGGUAUCAUGGUCUUUGACUGGAAACUUGUUGGCUGUGGCUGCUGGAGACAAUGACGUUACAUUGUGGAAAGAAUCAGUAGAUGGGGAGUGGCAGCAGGUGACCGCUGUUGAGCAUUAGAUUUCGACUGUCCAAGUUUGUUUCCGUAUUGCCGUUCGUGUAUUUGGCACUGUUAAGAACCAGUUUUCUAUCUUUAGUACCUUCAUUAUACCGUUGCUUUUAUAUGCGUUAUUCUGUAUGGGUUAUUGUGAUUAUCAAUUGACUGAAUUAGUCAUGGAGGAAGGAGGUUUCAUGAGUCCUUUUUGUUUCUCAUUUUUCAUGCCAUGUACUAUCAUUUGAUUCCUGUAAAACGAUUGCUUGGGUACCCAGGUUUCUUGCUUUCUUCA
Messenger RNA from Rhododendron vialii, 1377 nucleotides. Its product is annotated as protein transport protein SEC13 homolog B-like. The record is from RefSeq and is a predicted model, not a curated record. Gene Ontology annotation, biological process: COPII-coated vesicle budding; protein import into nucleus. The transcript has 2 exons. Gene Ontology annotation, molecular function: protein binding; structural molecule activity. Bases 197 to 1111 code for a protein of 304 amino acids. Gene Ontology annotation, cellular component: nuclear pore outer ring; COPII vesicle coat. NCBI's taxonomy places the organism in Eukaryota, Viridiplantae, Streptophyta, Magnoliopsida, Ericales, Ericaceae.